AUUAGGAGGAGGUCGGUGUUGGUGAAGAGCGAAUUGGCGAUACAUACGGGCAUACUUUAACCAAAUUAACUCCGGAUAAAGUAGAGAAAGGGUUUUUGCUUCAGUAUCCCUGCUUAGGGUUUUUGCUUCAGUAUCCCUAGUUUUGCUUGUCUUCCAUAAUCAAUCAUGGCGGAUGACGACUACAAUGAAAUGGAUAUGGGAUAUGAGGAUGAGCCGCCAGAGCCUGAGGUUGAAGAAGGAGCCGAGGAGGACGUUGAUAACAAUAACAAUGAGGAUGUUCAAGGGGAACCCAUUGAAACUGAGGAUAAAGAAGAUCAAGAACCUGUGGAACGUCCUCGCAAAACAUCAAAGUAUAUGACAAAAUAUGAGCGUGCUAGAAUUUUGGGAACUCGUGCUUUGCAGAUCAGCAUGAAUGCACCUGUAAUGGUUGAGUUGGAGGGUGAAACUGACCCACUCGAGAUUGCUAUGAAGGAACUAAGAGAGCGAAAAAUACCUUUCACCAUCCGGCGCUACCUCCCUGAUGGAAGUUAUGAGGACUGGGGAGUAGAUGAACUGAUUGUGGAAGACUCGUGGAAGAGGCAAGUUGGAGGUGAUUGAUAGCUGGAUUUUUAAUCGUUGGAAGAUGGCUGGUGAAAAGCGUUUGAUGAUGUAUUACCAGAACUUCAAAGCAAGUCCGCUAAAGCAGUGUAACAUCAUUUUAUGUUUGAGAAACUUCCAGUUGUAUAAAUAUACUACCUGGGAACUGGUAUAUUGACUGAUGGUUGCUGAACUUUUAGGAAUAUACUUUUGCCUUAAAACA
This is a messenger RNA of Manihot esculenta (cassava), 799 nucleotides long. RefSeq names its product DNA-directed RNA polymerases II, IV and V subunit 6A. Bases 166 to 597 code for a protein of 143 amino acids. NCBI's taxonomy places the organism in Eukaryota, Viridiplantae, Streptophyta, Magnoliopsida, Malpighiales, Euphorbiaceae. Gene Ontology annotation, biological process: DNA-templated transcription. Gene Ontology annotation, molecular function: DNA-directed RNA polymerase activity; DNA binding. The record is from RefSeq and is a predicted model, not a curated record. The transcript has 6 exons. Gene Ontology annotation, cellular component: nucleus; RNA polymerase II, core complex; RNA polymerase III complex.